AUGCAGCAGGAAAAGGUGAAAGCGGCUGGGAGUGCAGCAGGAGCCCUGGAGAAGCUGGAAAAAGGAAAGAAGGUGCCUGAGCUUGAGAGGGGACACAAAGCCACAGAGAUCUCCCCUUCCUUCAGCCUGGGAGGUGAGGGCUCCUUCUCCCUGCACCUGGCCCAUCCCAACUUCCAGUCCACUCCGGGGGUGUUCCUCAAGAACGCUGCGAAGGCAGAAGGACGUGCUGGAGUCCUGGCGAUCCCCUCGGACCUCCAGGCCUCUCUUUCCUGCUGCAAGGAAGAAGCCCCGGGGGAGUCCCCUGCCCCUGGGGAGCAGCACCCUCCCCAGAGAGCUGUGGAAGAAACCUGUGCACGUCUGGAGUGCUUGCAGCUGGAAUCCCCCUGCCCUGGCAGGAUCCGGUCCUUCCCCUCGCUGGGCUUCCUGGAGAAGCUCCUUCAAAAGGAUGGGAGCCCCCCAGCUGACGAGCACCAGGACUGUGAGGACGAGGGAAAUCAGUCCCUCAACCUCAGUAUUCCCAGUGGCGAGGAUAUCCUGGACAGCUUUGGAGCCGUUUCCUUGGAGAGUUUGAGUUUUCCUGUUGGUCCUGGGGAGCCUCAGGGGGCCCUGGUGGUGCCCAGGCCCUGCCCCAGUGCAGGAGGGAACAGCCCCAUCCCUCCUGGAGCAGCACUGGAGACUCCCAAGAAAGAAGAGCUGAAUAUUGAGGAAAGGAUCCCGUUUGUGGUUGAGUUUGAGAUUGAGUUUGAGUUUGUGGUUGAGUUUGUGUUUGUGUUUGAGAUUGAGUUUGAGUUUGUGGUUGUGGUUGAGUUUGAGUUUGUGGUUGAGUUUGCGGUUGAGUUGUUGUUUGAGUUUGAGUUUGUGGUUGAGUUUGUGUUUGUGUUUGAGGUUGUGGUUGAGUUUGAGUUUGUGUUUCAGUUUGUGUUUGUGUUUGAGUUUCAGUUUCAGUUUGAGUUCCAGUUUCAGUUUGUGUUUGAGUUUCAGUUCCAGUUUCAGUUUCAGUUUGAGUUCCAGUUUCAGUUUGAGUUUGAGUUUGAGUUUGAGUUUGUGUUUGUGUUUGAGUUUCAGUUCCAGUUUGAGUUUGUGUUUGAGUUUCAGUUCCAGUUUCAGUUUGUGUUUCAGUUUCAGUUUGAGUUUGAGUUUGUGUUUGUGUUUGUGUUUGAGUUUCAGUUCCAGUUUGAGUUUGUGUUUCAGUUUCAGUUUGAGUUUGUGUUUGUGUUUGUGUUUGAGUUUGAGUUCCAGUUUCAGUUUGUGUUUGAGUUUCAGUUCCAGUUUCAGUUUCAGUUUGAGUUCCAGUUCCAGUUUCAGUUUGUGUUUCAGUUUGAGUUUGUGUUUGUGUUUGAGUUUCAGUACCAGUUUGAGUUUGUGUUUGAGUUCCAGUUUCAGUUUCAGUUUGUGUUUCAGUUUCAGUUUGAGUUUGUGUUUGUGUUUGAGUUUCAGUUCCAGUUUCAGUUUGUGUUUGUGUUUGAGUUUCAGUUCCAGUUUGAGUUUCAGUUUGAGUUUGAGCGGGAAUGGAGUUCCCAGCAGGUGUACCUGCGGAACCUGGGCAUCGAGCAGUCCCCUGGCACCAUCCUGGCACCCUUCGUGCCCCGGGGGCCCCUGCGGGAGCUGGAGUUCUCCCCCUGGCAGCUCAGGAGCCUGCAGCCCCCCCUGGACGCGCUGGCCAGGGUCCCCCCGCAGGCUCAGGGUGCCUUGCUGCCAGCCUUUGAGAUGUCCCAGGCGAGCUGUGGCUCGGGCGUGUCCCCGCCGAGCGUGUCCCCGGCCGUGGGCUCCCGGGCUGCCUCGGAGCAGGAGCUGAGUCCCAGCUCCCCCAGGCUCUCUGGGGAGCACCCAGCCAGCCCGGGCGCCGUGGUGGAGGUGGCAGCCCCAGCCUCCUGCAGAGAGCCUGGGGAGUCUCCCCCCGGGCUGGCUGGGAGCGAGGGGGAUCCCAAGGAUGCCAGGGUAGGCCAGGAGCGGAUCCCUGAGCUGCAGAAGAGCCUGUCGUGGGAUGAGGCCCUGACCCAGAGGGGGGGGUUCCAGAGCAGCCUGCCUGGGGCUGGCAGUGCCCCAGGGGGGUUCCAGAGCAGCCUGCCCGGGGCUGGCAGUGCCCCAGGGGGGUUCCAGAGCAGCCUGCCCGGGGCUGGCAGUGCCCCAGGGGGGUUCCAGAGCAGCCUGCCCGGGGCUGGCAGUGCCAGGAGCCGGCCGGGCAGCGGCAGCAGCAGUGGGGACUCCCUGGCAGCCCGUGUCCGCAGCCUCCUGGGCACUGCCUCCCCUGGGCUCCGUGCCAGCCACCUCCUGAGGAGUGCCGAGGAGCACGAGAGCAAGAUCCGAGCCUGGGUGAAGCUGAAGCUGGCCAGCCAGUCCCAGGAGUGUGGGCCAGACUGGGAUGAAGAGACCCAGCUGAGGAUGGAGGGAAUCGAGGCAGAGCUGCUCCCAAAGACCAGGAAACCUGCACAAGCCGAGGAUCUCUGGCUCUGUGGGUUGGAAGCAGCUUCUGAGUAUCUGAGGAAGCAGGAGCAGGACCUGGAGCCUGUCCAGGCUGCCAGGUGUCCCAGGGACAGGCAGGGACAGCCCUCCAGGACUCAUGGACAGCCCUCCAGGACUCAUGGACAGCCCUCCAGGACUCAUGGACAGCCCUCCAGGACUCGGGAGCUCCUCCAGCCCAGCUCCCCACCUGCAGCACCAUUGCCUAGAGCUGAUCCCUGGGACUGCUCCCUGCUGCAGGACGUGCAGCUGAAACCUUGGGGUGCUGCUGACCUUCAGGACGUGCAGCUGGAACCCUCCAAUGCUUCUGACCUGCAGGACGUGCAGCUGAAACCUUGGGGUGCUUCUGACCUGCAGGACAUGCAGCUGAAACCCUCCAAUGCUGCUGACCUGCAGGACAUGCAGCUGAAGCCCUGCAGUGCUGCUGAGCUGCAGCUGAACCACCAGCCCCCGGCCGUGGGGCACCCCAGGGCCAUGGCAGAGCUCCGUGCCCCUCUGGCACGGGGUCCCAGUGCAGGGGGCUCUGCAGCUGCCCCCCGUGCCCACGGGGAGCUGUCCCUGCCAGCCCCGGGGCUGGGGCAGGCCUGGGGGGAGCCGGGCAAGCCGAGCUCCUCCGUCAGCCUCUGCUCCCAGAGCCUGGCCAGGGCUGGCCCGGGGGGGAUCCUGCCUGGGGAGGAGAGGCUGGGCACCGAGCCCUGGGCCAGAGCUGCCACACAGGGCUGUCCCCCCUGCCCCGUGCCAGCUGCCUUUGGUGCUGCUGCUGCUGCUGAGGUUCCUGCUGCCCCUGCAGCUCCUCAGGAAACAGCCCAGCAGCCUGGGAGCACCCACGCUGGGGAAAGACAGAGCCCGAGUGCAGAGCAGCCCCCGUUUGUGCCUGCCGCCGUGCCCGAGGGGGACCCACGGGGUGCCAGAGCUGGGGGGCUCAGCCAGGAGACACGGGCAUCCAUUGAGCCCCCCCCUCUGAGCCCCUCCCAGCAGGAGCAGGUCCCACCUGGCCACAGCCAGCUCCCCGAGAGCUCGGAGGGCCCAGGGCCAGCUGCAUGCAGGGCUGUGCCCAAGGGCCCUGGUGAGGUGCUGGCAGAGGGGAGGAACAGCCCUGAUGAGCCAGAAGAGGCUGUGAGGGAGCAGCUGGGUCCUGCUCGCCCUUUCCCUGCAGAUGAGGCUUUAUCCAGCACGCCCGGGGCUCCCUCGUCACCAGUGAGGAGAUUCCUGAGCUGUGUGCACAUCACCCUCUCCUCCAGGGUCGGGAGUGCUGGCAGCGGGACCCAGCUGUGGGACAAACCUCACAGGAAGGCUCAGGCAGUGACUUUAAAAGCAGCUCCAGAGGUUUCAGUGGAAGGUGUUCCUAAAUUCCCUCCUGCUGAGGGUGUUCCAGAGGAUCCCAGCUCAGCUGAGCCAGUGGCCCCAGCAGAUCCCAGCCGGGUGCUGUCCCCCAGGCAGGAGCUGCUGCUGCAGGGCAGGGCCAGGGCCCAGCUCCGGGGCUCGGGGGCUCGGGGUGCUCAGGGCAUCCCCAGCUCUGCCCCUGCUGCAAAACCCAGCACAAGGACUGCUGAUGCUGCCACCCAGAUCAGCACGGAAGGGCCUGCCAAAGCCACGCUCUCGGCAGAAAUGCGUGUUGGUCCCCAGGAGGGGGGAAGCCCUGCCCAGCAGCCAUCGCUCCCCAGCGCCCCUGGAGCUCCUGGGAUUACAGCUCCAUCCCACAAGGAGAUCCCCCCCUUCCCAAGGCAGCCAGCCCAGCCCCUGCUGCUGCCCUACAAGCCCUCAGGAAGCUCUGGCAUGUAUUAUGUGCCCUUCCAGAAACCAGGAGCCACCGUGUCCCCAGGGGAGCCCGAGGCCAGCACAGCCAGCUCCCACUCAGGCUCAGAGGAUGCUCCUGCAGGGAUCCUGGCACCAGUGUGGGCUGUGGGGGAUGAUCCCCCUGCAGCCAGGGCAGCUGCCCAGCACACAGGGACAAUCCAUGCUCACAGGCCUAAGCUGGCCUGGCCUGAGGAGCUCAGGACGCCACUGGAAUGGUCUUCAGAGCUCCGCGACGGCUCCGGGCCUGCAGAGCCCUCCCGUGGUGUCCGUGCGCCCGCCCGGCUGCCCCUGCCCGCCGGGGAGAGCUGCCAGCAUCGCAGGGAGCCCCGCCGGGACAGGGCUGGGCAUGCUGCCCCCUGCCCGGGGGCUGCCCCCCGGCGCCAGCGGGGUCCCCGUGCCCCCCAGGGGACGGCGGGGCAGUUCUUCGCCCUCGCCGCAGAGCCCGACGAGAGCAGGAGCGAGGAGCCGGGUGCCGGGGCGUGCUUUGGGAACGGGCCGGCCGGCGGCGACGCUGGGCCCCGUGCAAGGACAGCUGGCCUGGAUGAGAGCGUGGGGAAGGCGCCACGGCACAGGGGCCGUGCCAGGGGCGGCCUGGACGAGCUGUGGCUGAGGUUCCUGCAGCGCCAGGGCGGGCAGCAGCAGCGGCUCGGCGGCAGCGGAGAGCUGUCCCUGGUGCAGCGCCUGGAUCGGCUGGCCAGGCUCCUGCAGAACCCCCUCCGGCACGCCCUGGCAGCCGGGGAGAAGGCUCCUGAGGAGGAGACGCCGGGAAGGGAGCAGCCGGGAGCUGGGCUGGCAGCAAGAGCCGGGGCUGGGCACAGCGCGGAGCCCAAGCGAGCGCGAGUGGCGCAGAGGCCGCGUGCGAGCCGGGGGCAGCUGAGGGCAGCCGGGCCGGGCCGCAGGGUGACCCAGCACCCGAGCGGGGCUCCGGAGGAGCAGCAGGACCCGGCAAUCCCGAGUGACAGCUCCUCGGAGUCCAGGCUGAGCGGAGAGCCCAGCGGCUGCAGCAGCUCGGCGUGGGACACGGGGAGCCCGGCGGGGCUGGACACGUCCCCUGCCUCCGGGGACAGCAGCUCCCUGUCCCUGUCCACCAUCGACACGGCCAGGCUGCUCCGGGCCUUCGGGCAGCACAGGCUGGGGCUGGCCCCGGACACCGACAGCCCGAGCCCAGCCCCGAGGCUGUCCCCGAGGCUGUCCCCGAGGCUGGCCCAGCUCUACCGUGCCAUCAGCCAGCAGAAGAGCCGCUCCCAGAAGUGGCAUGAGGAGAGCAGAGCAGCAGGGGCUGCGGGACGUCCCCAGGAGGCUGCCCAGAGCCUCGGGAAGGGCCAGAGCACCAUCCCCUUUUCCUUGGAUUCCACCUGUGCCAGCAGCAGUUCCUGGGGGCCCAGCUCUGCCCUCUGCAGCAAGCGACGGGCACGGAUGCUGAACAAAGGGAUCCAGGCAGGAGACCUGGAGAUCGUCAGCAGUGCCACCAGGAAGAACACCCGGGAUGUUGGGGUGACCUUCCCCACGCCCAGGAGCAGCCAGCAGCUGCGGGAGCCCCCGGGGCCGGGCCAGGCCUGGCAGCAGCCCUGGGCACAGCCGGGCAGGCUCCUGACGGACACACGGACCAAGAGGAGCAGGCUGCGCUUCCAGCAAGGGACUCUGUGGCUCGUCCCAGCAGAGGACUUGGAAUGUGAAUGGAGGAAAGAAAACCAGUGCAGUGCCAGUCCUGGCCCUGGGCCAGCCUGGUUUGAGCCCUGGAGCAGCACAAAGCCUUGGAGAGAGCCCCUGCGGGAGAAGAACUGGGAGGAGCAGCCCAGCCCGGGCCAGGGAGCGGGGGCUGGCAGGGGGCUGGGGCAGCCCCUGGGCAAGCUCACGCUGCAGGAGGCCCUGGCCCUGCACCGCCCCGAUUUCAUCUCGCGCUCGGGGCAGCGCCUGCGGCACCUGCGGCUGCUCCGUGAGGAGAGGAGGCUCCACAAGGCCCAGGGGGACAAACUGCUGCCAGCCCAGAGGGACAAACUGCUGCCAGCCCAGGGGGACAAACUGCUGCCAGCCCAGGGGGACAAACUGCUGCCAGCCCAGGGGGACAAACUGCUGCCAGCCCAGAGGGACAAACUGCUGCCAGCCCAGAGGGACAAACUGCUGCCAGCCCAGAGGGACAAACUGCUGCCAGCCCAGGGGGACAAACUGCUGCCACCCCAACAGCUGCUGCAACCUGCAGGGAGCAGAAAGGACUGCAGGACUGCAAAUCACCUGCUGCCCAACCGAGGUUUCCUGAUGAAAGAAAAAAGAAGAGCAAUUCCCAAGCAUGAAAUGUUUCAAAGAUCUAAAAGGAUGUACGAGCAGCUCCCCGAGGUGAGGAGGAAGAGGGAGGAGGAGCAGAGGAGGCUGGAGUACAGCUCCUACCGCCUGAGGGCUCAGCUCUACAAAACUAAGAUCACCAGCCGUGUCCUGGGGAAGAAGGUGUCCUGGAGCUGACGGGAGGAGCUGAGCCAGGCUGGGCUGAGCACACACAGCAGCACGUGCUGGCACAGGGAGGGCAGGGAAGGCUUCUGCAGCCCCUCUCUGUGCUCCUCUGUACUGCUUGAUCCUGCCCUACGUAAGAACAAUGAGCUGGGGGAGUGUCAGGGUUUUAAAUAAAUAGCUGGGCUUUUAUAGUGGUGUUAGGCACUUGCAGAGGAAACAGAGUCUGGAAAAAGUUGGUUCAUAAUAUAUUUAUAACUCCCUGAUUGGAAUAGAAGUUUUAUAUAUUUAUUUUCAAUGGGUUUUAACAAGGAUUUUUAAAAAUCUUUUUAAUUCCUGUCUCAGUGUAGAAAAUUCACUUGUUGUGUUUUGUACUUCAAUAAAACAGCUGAGUUGUAA
This is a messenger RNA of Vidua macroura (Pin-tailed whydah), 7098 nucleotides long. RefSeq names its product ALMS1 centrosome and basal body associated protein (gene ALMS1). NCBI's taxonomy places the organism in Eukaryota, Metazoa, Chordata, Aves, Passeriformes, Viduidae. The transcript is spliced from 21 exons. Gene Ontology annotation, cellular component: centrosome; cytosol; centriole. Gene Ontology annotation, biological process: regulation of centriole replication. The record is from RefSeq and is a predicted model, not a curated record. The coding region runs from base 1 to 6714 and encodes 2237 amino acids.